CACACCGCAAUCUCAGCAGCCGCAGCGGCAGCUGGGAUAGAAACAACUAGAUCGGAAAAGGCGAUGGAUGGCUAAACGGAGGGGAACAAGUUUGGUCCCGCCGACACGGUAAAAGGAAUGUUUUGAACGACGAGAUACGCUUUUCGACCUGUUAUAUAUCAUUUUUAUUGCUGUGUGUAUCGGCGACAUUGGUGACACUUCUAACAAAAGUGUUUGAAAUGGAAAAACAGAAUGCAGAUGUUCUUGAUGUCAGCUGGCACCGAAGGUUUCGCUGUAAGCCCUACGGUCUCUGUCGGCACGGAGGAAUAAAGGCUGAAACUGUGUUUCGCAUCCACGGCCUCCACUGCCUUUUUGGAACACCGCGUCUAGGCGAGCUCGAUACCCCUACAUCAGUGACAGGUGUUGUUUAAGUACAAAGUUCAUCAUGGUGUUUCCUGAAGCGAUGGAUAAUUUUAAACCAGAUUCACUACUCCAUUUGGUAGAAAAUGCCACAACGCUGGCCAGUAUAAACCUGGGAGACUGUUUUGGUGACAGCUAUCAUCCUACAAUGAACGUGUCUGUUCUUACAUAUGAAUUAAUGACUGGGCAGUUGGCAAUUGCCACUUUGAUAUUUACAAUAUUGUGGUUAAUUUCAGUCUUUGGGAAUGCUCUUGUGUGCCUCAUUAUUCACCGCAGCAGGAGGGCUCAAUCCACCACCAACUAUUUUGUUGUGUCAAUGGCUUGUGCAGACUUGCUUCUCAGCUUGACCAGCUCACCUUUUACACUGCUCCAGGUGGCAUCAGGACACUGGGUUCUCAGUGGUGUGAUGUGUAAACUGGCGAGAUAUGUCCAGUAUCUGGCACCUGGUGUGCAGAUUUAUGUUUUGCUUUCUAUCUGUAUGGAUCGUUUCUACACAAUUGUCUAUCCCCUGAGCUUCAAGGUCUCACGGGAAAAAGCCAAGAAAAUGAUCCUUGCAUCAUGGUUGUUUGACAUGGCCUUUGUUUCCCCGAGCCUUUUCUUUUUUGGCUUACAGGGGGACAACCACUGCAACUUCUUUCUGCCCGAAAACUGGAAGGGGAUUUUAUAUGGAGUUAUCCACCUUUUUGUGGGUUUCCUUGUCCCAUCUGUUGUUAUUAUCUUUUUCUAUCAGAAAGUUGUGAAAUACAUUUGGAGGAUAGGCACGGAUGGAAGGACAGUGAGGAGAACGAUGAAUAUCGUCCCAAGGACUAAAGUGAAAACCAUCAAAAUGUUUCUGAUGCUAAAUUCAUUGUUUAUGGUUUUCUGGCUUCCUUUUUAUGUGGCUCAGCUGUGGCAUCCCAAAGAGACUGACUUGAGACAGAGCUCUCUAUUAUUCACAGUUGUCACAUGGAUAUCCUUUAGUUCUGCAGCAUCGAAACCCAUUCUCUACUCCAUUUAUAAUGCUAACUUUCGACGUGGCAUGAAAGAGACCUUCUGCAUGUCAUCUAUGAAAUGCUACCGAAGUAAUGCCUAUGCCAUCACAACCAGUUCAAGGAUGGCCAAAAAAAAUUAUGUUGGGAUCUCGGAAAUUUCAGCUCCUACAAAAACUAUAACUAAAGAUGCCAUUUAUGACACAUUCGACAGAGAAGCAAAAGAAAAAAAACUUGCUUGGCCUAUCAAUUCAAAUCCACCCAAUACAUUUGUAUGAAGCAAAAGUGAAAAAGACUGAAUAAGGACUUUAAAAUCCUAAACGGUUUUGGGGCAUUUCAUUCUGCUAGAGUUGUUCAGAUACAAAUUCAUUUUGCAAAGUAUGAUCUUGAUUGGAUUUUAUUUGUUUAACAGUGGAAUUUUAGAGUACAAGAUGCAGUGAAGUGUACAGUUAUGGUUGUUAAUUUUGUGUACACCAAGCGGAAGAAUGCUGCAUUUUCUAUGAAUUUCAUUAAACCCUGAAAACAUUUUAACUAUAAAAUAUUGUUUAUUAUUAAAUAUCAAGAUAAAUACUUUAUUUAAUGACGUUUACUGGGUGUCUAAACCAUUGUUUCAACAGGGUAGCACACAGUGCAGCAAUUAACAUUUAUUUUAAUACAACACAGCGUAAACAGAGUUAUGUCCUUAUUUCAUGUGUAACAUUUCACUGCUCCAAAUUAUGAUUCAUUUUUCACACCCAUUUAUUCCAACAUCAGAACUCAAGGGGUGAAACCUACCCCAGAAGAACUGGACGCAAGGGAGAAACCGACAGUGUGAUGACCACCAGUCCUCCACAGGACACACACGUGUCCAGUUACUUUAGAGCAGGGGUCCCCAACUCCGGUCCUGGAGAGCCUCAGUGGCUGCAAGUUUUCAUUCUAACCCUCUUCUUA
Molecule: messenger RNA, 2297 nt
Organism: Polypterus senegalus (gray bichir)
Lineage: Eukaryota; Metazoa; Chordata; Cladistia; Polypteriformes; Polypteridae
Gene: gpr19
Product: G protein-coupled receptor 19
Exons: 2
Coding region: 425-1645 (406 amino acids)
Biological process (GO): G protein-coupled receptor signaling pathway
Cellular component (GO): plasma membrane
Molecular function (GO): G protein-coupled receptor activity
Source: RefSeq, a predicted model, not a curated record